This is a messenger RNA of Didymodactylos carnosus, 114 nucleotides long. The record is from the annotation of a GenBank genome assembly. NCBI's taxonomy places the organism in Eukaryota, Metazoa, Rotifera, Eurotatoria, Philodinida, Philodinidae.
GAUUGGGAACGUGAAACACCAAUUAAGUUUAAUGAUUAUUUUGAAUUUCCAAGAGAAUUAAAUAUGGAACCUUAUACCGUACAAGGUUUAGCCAAAGCUGAAGGUAUUAAGUAA